Jaculus jaculus (lesser Egyptian jerboa) is the source of this 627-nucleotide messenger RNA. RefSeq names its product keratin-associated protein 4-12-like. The coding region runs from base 1 to 627 and encodes 208 amino acids. Gene Ontology annotation, cellular component: keratin filament. The transcript has 2 exons. Lineage: Eukaryota; Metazoa; Chordata; Mammalia; Rodentia; Dipodidae. The record is from RefSeq and is a predicted model, not a curated record.
AUGGUCAACUCCUGUUGUGGCUCCGUCUGCUCUGAGCAAAGCUGUGGCCAGGAGGCCUGCUGCCAGCCCAGCUGCAUGCAGACCACCUGCUGCAGGACCACCUGCUGCCGCCCCAGCUGUGGAGUGUCCAGCUGCUGCCGCCCCAGCUGCUGCAGGCCCCAGUGCUGCAUCUCCAGCUGCUGCAGGCCCCAGAGCUGCAUCUCCAGCUGCUGCAGGCCCCAGUGCUGCAUCUCCAGCUGCUGCAGGCCCCAGAGCUGCCAAUCUGUGUGCUGCCAGCCCACCUGCUGCCGACCCUCCUGCUGCCGCCCCAGCUGCUGCAGGCCCCACUGCUGCAGGCCCCAGUGCUGCAUCUCCAGCUGCUGCAGGCCUCAGAGCUGCCAAUCUGUGUGCUGCCAGCCCACCUGCUGCCAACCCUCCUGCUGCCGCCCCAGCUGCUGCAUCUCCAGCUGCUGCCAGCCCUCCUGUGGUGGCUCCAGCUGCUGCCGCCCCUGCUGCUGCCGCCCCUGCUGCUGCCUGCGUCCAGUGUGUGGCCAAGUCUCCUGCCACACCACUUGCUACCGCCCAACCUGCGUCAUCUCCACCUGCCCCCGCCCCAUGUGCUCUGCCAUCCCUUGCCCUUGCUGCUGA